Messenger RNA from Bombyx mandarina (wild silkworm), 578 nucleotides. It is a transcript of the gene COX5A, whose product is annotated as Cytochrome c oxidase subunit 5A. Gene Ontology annotation, biological process: mitochondrial electron transport, cytochrome c to oxygen. Gene Ontology annotation, cellular component: respiratory chain complex IV; mitochondrial inner membrane. Lineage: Eukaryota; Metazoa; Arthropoda; Insecta; Lepidoptera; Bombycidae. The record is from RefSeq and is a predicted model, not a curated record.
AUCUAUGCACUGGGCAGCCAUUUGUAAUAUUUCCCGUUCGUUGCCAAUUGAUUGAGUACAAAAAAAAUAUUUGGCGAAAAUGUUGAAAUCCGCAUCAGGUGCGUUUGCAAAUGUCCUUAAAAGAUCAUUAGUUCCUGCCGUAAGGGUCAGCGCCGUAUCUGUACGGAGAUCACACGGAGGUCCAGUGGAAAGUGACGAAGAAUUCGAUAACAGAUAUGAAGCAUAUUUCAACAGAAAAGACAUUGAUGGUUGGGAAAUCCGCAAAGGAAUGAAUGACCUCUGUGGUAUGGAUCUCGUUCCCGACCCAAAGAUUAUCAAAGCUGCCCUUCAUGCAUGCAGACGAGUCAAUGAUUAUGCCCUUGCAGUCAGGUUUAUAGAAGCCUGCAAAGACAAAUGUGGAAACAAAGUGAAUGAAAUCUACCCAUACAUCAUUCAAGAGAUCAAGCCUACUCUCACCGAACUGGGUAUUGACACACCUGAGGAGCUUGGCUACGAUAAGCCAGAACUCGCUUUAGAAAGUGUUUACCACAUGUAAAGCUGUUGACUUAUGCUGUAGUAAAAUUAAAAAAUAGUUUUUU